GAGUAUUGUGAGCUGCAUGUAGAACUGAAGGAACAAUGUUGUCCCUUGUGCACUCAUGGACCCAGCCCUAUUGAGCAGACAUGUGCAAAAGAUAAAUCUGAGAUCAACUGGAGACUGGUGCUGGUUAAUGAUAUUGAUCUUUUAUCGGGAUAGUACAAUGAUGAAGCAGAUGAACGCCCUAUUGGCAGUGGAGAGGAAGUGUCGCAUCAAGGCUGUGUCUGGUAGUGCAACUAACACAAGGCUAACAAAGAAUUUACACCUUACUUUCCUCUGAGGCACCAUGGAGCUUGGAGCAUCUCUUAUUUUAUCCAAAGCAACUAAGCUUCACUCCAGUGAUAUAUAUUCAUUCAAUUGCGAAAGGAGAAAUUCAAAACAUUUCAGUCAAGACUUCAGAUUGAUCCAGAUAAGGUAGAAUGUCUUCAGCAAAAGGAUGGUCUGAUUGACAGGUCAGCUUCAACGUAAAGCCAAGCCUGAGAAACAGCGAUACAGAGGCUUUCCAAGAGCAGAAGCAAUGAGCACUGAGAUACCUUCCAACCUAAUCAAACAUGCAGGGCAGACAAGCAUUCCAUCUCUCAAAAAUAUAACAGAUUUUUCCUUAAAUAUCACUGACUGCAACCAGGUCGUGGUGCCAGAGGAAGUCUUUUUCACUGUUGCUGCUGCUGGCAUACUAGAAAAUCUACUUGUCCUUGUCGCUGUCAUCAGAAAUAAGAAUUUGCACUUGCCCAUGUACUUCUUCAUUUGUAGCUUAGCCAUUUCAGACAUGUUAGGCAGCUUGUACAAAACUCUGGAGAACAUCUUUAUUAUCUUGUGCAAAAUGGGGUACCUGACACGUCGUGGGGACUUUGAGAAAAAGCUGGAUGAUGCCAUGGACUCCAUGUUCAUUCUGUCUUUACUGGGGUCCAUUUUCAGCUUGCUAGCUAUUGCAGCAGACAGAUACAUCACUAUCUUCUAUGCUUUGCGGUACCAUAAUAUAAUGACAGUACGAAGGGCUUUGGUCAUCUUGGCAAUCAUUUGGACAUUCUGUGCUGGCAGUAGCAUUGUCAUUGCCCUCUUCUCCCAUGAAAUCGCUACAGUCAUUCCCUUCACCAUCCUGUUCCCUUUAAUGAUGUUUUUUAUACUGUGCCUCUAUAUCCAUAUGUUCCUCCUAGCCCGAUCUCAUGCUAAAAAGAUUGCCUCGCUGCCAACCAGUGCAGUCCAUCAGAGAACUAACAUGAAAGGAGCCAUUACACUGACUAUUUUCCUUGGAGUCUUCCUUUGCUGUUGGGCCCCCUUUGUUCUUCACAUCCUUUUAGCAAGAUUUUGCCCACACAACCCUUACUGUGCCUGCUACAUGUCCAUUUUCCAUGUGAAUGGGACCCUCAUAAUGUGCAAUGCAAUCAUCGAUCCUAUGAUUUUUGCAUUCCGAAGUCCAGAAUUACGAAGUACGUUUAAGAAGAUGUUUUGCUGUGCCAGGCAUAACUGGAACUGGUAGAAAUUAAAUGAAGUCAAAUAUUAUUGAAGCACACCCAAUGCAACAUCAGUUUGCAGUUAAAAAUACUAACACAAAAUAAUACUACACUUGCACUGCCAAUGAUUUUCAGAGGGCUGUAAAAGAAUGCAUAUGAGCAAAGCAUCCAGACAAGUCUUUGUCAACUAAGCCUCUAGAAACAUUAUUGAUUAAGUGAAUUUUACUGAUAUUUUUAGACUAUUGCAUGGAAAUUAACUGUCAACAUUUCAGGAAAACUUCAAUGUAAAUCUUCUGCAGCAAGCCUUGUGUUCCCCUAGAGAUGAGUUAAUGCAGUAAUUUCAAUUUAAAAUGUAUACUACUUUAAAAUUAUGUUGCUUAAAUCACAAAUAAAUGAAUAAUUAUUUUAAAACUUCACAGUUACAUAGAAGUCUGUAAUAAAGCAGAAAAUAUGAACUUGUCCUUAGCUGGCAAUGUUCACUCAUUACUUUGUUCUUCAACAUAAGGUGUCCUUAAAAUCUUUCCAUUAGUAAUUUUCAAACGUCAAAAAUAACUUUUGGAGCAUGAGUCCAAGCAAAACUGUUUUGGUUUAAAAGCUAUUUUCAGUGACCAAAUGUUUUUUCCUAACAUAGAGAUGUUGUGGCAGCACAGAUUAUAGGCUUUCAAUUUUGAAAUCCCAAAGCCAGGUCUGGAUCAGCAAAGGGAACUGCUGCCUUUGCCAGCUCUUCAUUAAAAUUCCAUAGAUCAGUUUAUUUUGAUAAAAAAAAGUAGGCUUCAGAGAAAGAAAAAGAACUCUGGUAUAGCAUUAAUUUUCUAAACAUGACACAACAAGGAAUUAAAAAA
Lagopus muta (rock ptarmigan) is the source of this 2287-nucleotide messenger RNA. It is a transcript of the gene MC2R, whose product is annotated as melanocortin 2 receptor. Gene Ontology annotation, cellular component: membrane. Gene Ontology annotation, molecular function: corticotropin receptor activity. NCBI's taxonomy places the organism in Eukaryota, Metazoa, Chordata, Aves, Galliformes, Phasianidae. Gene Ontology annotation, biological process: G protein-coupled receptor signaling pathway. The record is from RefSeq and is a predicted model, not a curated record. Bases 512 to 1471 code for a protein of 319 amino acids. The transcript has 4 exons.